Molecule: messenger RNA, 173 nt
Organism: Racocetra persica
Lineage: Eukaryota; Fungi; Glomeromycota; Glomeromycetes; Diversisporales; Gigasporaceae
Source: the annotation of a GenBank genome assembly
AAAUUAUGAACUCACAAGAAAUUAUGGAUUCUGAGGAUAUUACAGAUCCUGAAGAAAUUAUGGAUUCUGAUAUUUUAGUCUCAAAUGAAGAUUUUAUAACACUAUCUAAGAAUUUUGGUAUACAUUGGAUGGGUUUCUUGUAUUCAAAAGAAUUUAAAAAUAAUAAAGCCUAG